This is a messenger RNA of Belonocnema kinseyi, 1557 nucleotides long. RefSeq lists its product as uncharacterized. NCBI's taxonomy places the organism in Eukaryota, Metazoa, Arthropoda, Insecta, Hymenoptera, Cynipidae. The coding region runs from base 483 to 1304 and encodes 273 amino acids. The transcript is spliced from 5 exons. The record is from RefSeq and is a predicted model, not a curated record.
UAGUGCGCACUUUCGUCGUGUUUUAGGAUUCUGCGAUUUUAUAAACUUUAAUUAAUUAAUUACAAAUUAUAAAUAUAUUUGUUAUCAAAAGUAAAUUCUUAUAUUAUUUUGAACUAUAAUUAAAAUUUGUGAGUCGUUUUUCUUGUGUUUUAAAUUUGGAUACGCAUCGCAUCAUCUGAUCAGAAUUAUGAGAAUAAAAAAUCCCUGACCUUUAGAGAUUCUAUUUUAGAAGCGAAGCAAAGUAUUGGAAAUUGCAUACGAUCAGUUUUUAUGUAAAAGAAACUAAAAUAUUUUACAUUAUAAAUACGAUCUGUAAUGGAAUAUGUAUUACCCUUGAAAAAUUGUAGAGCCUUUUACCAUUAAAAUAAAAAACUCGAGUCUAAAAAAUAAAUUUUUGAUUCUUAGAAUAUAUAACAUUUUUUUGAGAUUCAGGGGAAUUAGUAUAGAAAAAAAGUUGGUAUUUUGCAAACUUUUCAAGAAAAAUGAAAGUAGCAUUAUUUUUCUCGGCACUUUUAGUAGCUAGUCGUGCUGAUGCAGAAAACGUUUCAGAAACUAUAAAAAAUGCUUUAGCUGACGUUUCAAAUGGUACAGUGAACAAAAUUUUCAAAAAAUUAUUGGAAGAGUUGAAAGGAGUUAUAAAACAUGGAAGCAAAUUUUUUGGAAUUCCCUCCAUGGAUCCUUAUGAAACAGGACCAGUGAAUACAACAAUAAAAUCAGAAGAUAUAAGAGCAAAUCUUUCAGUUCUCAAUAUAGGUAUUUUUGGUCUCUCGAAUUAUGAAGUUACUAAAGCAGAAAUUAAAGGAAUAUCAAUAAUAAGCAUAGGUUUUGAUUGGCCUGAAUUGAAAGGAAAUAUAUCAUCCUAUGAUAUAAGUCAUGGCCGAGUGAUGGAUUUUGUUAACAUUUUCGGAAAUGGAGACGCAGUGUACAAGUUUAAGAAUUUAACAUUUAUUUCGGAUAUUUUUCUUCAAUUCAAAAAUAAAGAAGCGUCUGUAAAAUAUAUGAAAUCGGAAGUUUUUCUUGGAGGUCUUGAGUUUUAUACCGAUGGAUUAUAUGAUGACAAAAUGAUAUCUGAAAAGAUGAGUUAUGUUAUUUCUGAAAUUGGACCUACUGCCAUCGAAAUGAACCAAAAAGAAUUGACAGACGCAAUUAAUAAUCGAUUAAUAAAUAUUCUUAAUAAAUUUCUCCGAAAAUUUACUGUUGAUGAACUAUUCGAUUCUGUAACUGGGAUACUUCCUGGGAUUAAACGAACUAUUCGAGAGGAAUAUGACACGGUCCGAGAUACAAUUGUUUCCAUUAUCUCCUAAUUAUGAUUAUUCAAAAAAGAAUGUAUGUACAUUAAACAAUGUAAAAUCAAACUAAAAAAAUCCAUCACAUGUUUUUCUAUUUUCUAUUCUGAAUGUAAUUGAAUGGGCAAAUAAAAUAUUUUGCAACUUCACUUCAUGACCCUAAAAACGUACUGUUUCAAGUUUCAUUGAACAAAGUGAUAGUUCAUGCCAUCAUAGGGUAGUUUAAUGGAAUUACUUCUGGUAAUUGUAAUAAAGAUUCGCAGUAGUGAAU